Messenger RNA from Prorocentrum cordatum, 477 nucleotides. NCBI's taxonomy places the organism in Eukaryota, Dinophyceae, Prorocentrales, Prorocentraceae. The record is from the annotation of a GenBank genome assembly.
AUGAAGUGGAGGAAUUCGGAGGGCGGCCAGUGGACGAAGCAGGCAGUGAAGGAGCCCGUGGAGACGCGGCUAUACAAAGAGGCGCGGAGCAACCACCCAGAGAUCUUUACCAAGCUGGACAUAGAGCUCAAGGAGCUGGAUGGCGCCGGCUCUGGCCCUCAGGCCUGCCGCGACGGCCAGUGCAUCACCAUCGAGUUCGCCGACGGCUCGGGCAGGUGCAUCAGCGAUGAUGGCGGUUUGACCAGCGACAAGUCGAUGUGCGCCGUCGUCGUCAUGCAGGGCGGACACAUCAAGAAGGCCGAGGGAGGCGAUUGCCUGGACUCGUUCUCGGACGCGAGCCCGGAGACUUGGUGCUGGUACGGCUGCCACGACGGCAGCAACCAGAAGUUCGAGAAGGAAGGCCCUGUCAGAAUCUGUGCGGUCGACGACAAGGACCGAGCCUGCUUCCGGACUGAGAAGUGGACGCUUGCCAGAUAA